GUGCGGUAUUACGAAUAAAAAUACGUGUACGUUGCUGAGAAAUUAAUCUCGUCCGAAGGUAAGCACGCACUGGAAGUCUGGGGCCACGCUGUACCGUCCGCGCUCGUCUUCUCCACAAUUCCCUCGCACGCCAUGUUUAGUCCCUUGGGGGGAUGAAGGCCAGAAGAAAGAAGACGUGUUGAGGACGAAGAAGAAGGAACCUCUGCACGUUAGGAGAAAUGUGUUAGGCGUGGCGGAAUAUAGUCGAUGUGAGCUAGUCCUUUGGACCAUCGAAGCCAUGAAGAAAUUGGUGGCAAUGGCCGCGUCUCUCUUAUUCGUCACCAUCGGCCUGGUCGGAAUCAUGUAUUACAUUUAUUUUGUGGAGAAUGAGCCCGAAACAGCAGUGACUUGGACUGCGAAGGCGACAAAGGUUCGAAGGGCACAUGAAGGGAAUCCGGGUCUUGUAUCACCCUCAUACCCGGGCACCCAGCAUAGCCCGAGACACGAACCAUCGUCUACUUUUUCCGAAAACUUCAGAAAAACAAGCUCUCCAUUGACACUCCAAACCGAAACGGAAUAUUUAAAUGAGACGACAUACGUGGACCAAACGUUCUGGGUGCCAGGCUCCACGACAGGUGCAAGAUCGAUGUCACGUCCAACUAUCAAGUCGAGAGAACUGUCUCACGACGCAACAAUCGACAAGAACCAAAGUAACGCUGUUACGUCGACUGGAAGUAAAACUAUAGAGGUGACAAGUCCGAACGCAACGUACGUCCAGGAUAUUGAUAACUUCACCGAUAAUGCGUUGCCGCGGAACAGCAGAAUGUUGAAUUAUGUGCCUGGUACAAACGUUUUCGUCAAACACUGGUCGCAUAAAAACACUACAGCUGCAGGGCGGACAAAGCAACACGGUUUCACAGCAGACAUUACAGGGAUAAAGUUCAAAGCCUACUCUCUUAACGCGAGUAACUUGGACGCGCUAAUGCGAAACAAAAGCAACGCGAGGGAGGACACUGAAAAAGUGGUCGCGAACAUAUCUGGUUAUCCCGAACACCUGUUGGGAAGCCGUCGAAAAAUUACCUUGAAGCAUUACUUCAUCACUAUUACUAAUGGCCCGACAAACGGGAACUCGGGAGAGGCUUCGACCGAGGACAUCAAAGAAGUUGAUAUAGCCACAUACACAGAGAGAUCUAUCCAGGCAGGAGAUUUAUUUAGCACCGCAAUUACUACCACCAACCGUGACGUUCUUACAACCACGAAGCGUACUGGAGGCGCGGCGUACAGGACUUCCGAGGACGUCCAGGGUGACACUGUGGAAGACACUGGAACGUUGGAGGCUGAUACAAGUCACGUUCUCAGGACUGUAAGGCACGAUGAUUUCUCCGAUACAACCAACACCGCUACAGAGGAAAUUGACACGACCGUGGUUGCCAAGAGUAGCAGCACGUCCUCUGACAAGGCUCAAGAUCCCUUGCACGGGACAAGCAGUCAGAUUAACCAGAAUGUUCUCACGACUGCAGAUUCUGAAAAAAACACAUUUGAGGGUGCAACAUUCUGGGUACCCGAAGACCUGACGGACACGUUGACAAAGGGUGCUGGGAUGGCAAUGAGCACCAACACGACAUCUGUGAAGGCUGACUACCUCUCGGGUAUUAGCAGUAGUCCAAUGGACCGAAACGUUCUCACUCCUGGAGAUCAAGAAAAAAGUAUGCCUGUCGAGGUGACUACCUUGGUGAUGGAAGAAGCUGCCCCAAAUAGAAGCAAGAAGACUACAACUACGGAGUUUAUCGAAAGGGCCCGGCGGGCGCAAGACGGCACCGUUGACAUCCGGCAUAUUACGUCCCAGUGGACCUCUAGUACCCCAAGAGCAGGAAAGGUUAUGGUGAGCAGCUCCGUUGGAGCUACAACGACAGAACACAAGAGCACACCGUCAGGACUGCCUGUCUUGGCCACUACAGGUGCAGAGACCUCGCCUCCGCAGGAGCGCCUCUUACUGUGCACCCUGGGCGGCAAGAUCCCCGAAGCACAUUUCCCGAAAGAUGGUCUCUGUGACUUUCUCUUUUACACGCACGUGUUUCUCGACCUCAGUCGUCUCGAUGUAGUUUCGACAUCGGAUGACGAUUCGUUUACUCACUUCAAGAGGAUGGCCGCCAGGAGGGGAAAACGCACGUCUUUCGCUUUCUCUUUCCAUAUCGACUUUGUCAUGAAUGUGGCUCUAAACAGUGGCAAUUUCUCCCGUUCGGAAUAUAUCACGCACCACGGGAUCCUCAACGUCAUCGGUGACUCCAAUCAGAUUGACCGUUAUGUCGACAACAUCCGAACCGUACUGCCGGUCUUGAGGAAUCUCCAGAAGCAGCCCAAAAACCCUGUGGCCAUCGCUGUAGGAGUCCUCAAAAAGGUUGACUUGCCUCAACUGCCAAGACUCAUCAAGGACAUCGUGAAGGCAGGAGCUGACAUAGUGGUCGUCAGAACACACGUUUCCCACUGGAAUGUAAACGAGAGCAUGGCCACUGUAGGCGCGACCAGUUGGAAAAAUUCUUGGAUGGCCGAACACCCUUCCAUGCUGGACACUCUAGAGCUACUAGUCAGUCUGGUUCCCAUUCCAGCUGUACUGAUGAUGUCUUUCACAAUGGGGGUGGCCUUGUUUGAGAUGCCUCCUAGUUGGAAAAAUGAAACCAGCAGGAACGUAGUACACUACAAACCAACCAGUUUUGCACUUGUCAGUUACAGUCAGGUGUGCACCACACCAUUUAGCAAAACGCAAGUGCUGUACCCUGAAGAAUUUGUUGUUAGUGGGAACCGAUACACCCACGAGCAGUACAUAUAUGACACUGAAAAAACGAUUUCUCAAAAACUUGUAUACGCUGAUCACACAUUGUCCGCGCACUAUGUGUCGCCCAACAAAUUGAGCUGGGCAGUCUUCAACACAGAGCUGGAAGACUACCAGGGUGCAUGUGGGCCAAACACUGAUUUUCAACGUCUCCGCCGUCUCCGAUACGAGCUUGGUUGACUGACCUCUGAUUACACGUUUUUGAAAAUACAAUAAUAAAUGGUAUAUUUUAGAAAGGGCUGAAUGUGGCAUUGAAGGUACGAAUAACUAAAACUGGGAUAACGAGAGAAGGGCCUGAGCUUCUACUAUGCAGGCACCAUGGGGUACAUGUUUGCCAUGAACAGUGACAUGAUUUUGGCUACCUGUGUGACUGGGAUUGGGGGGACAACUAAGCA
This is a messenger RNA of Ornithodoros turicata, 3204 nucleotides long. RefSeq lists its product as uncharacterized. The transcript is spliced from 9 exons. The record is from RefSeq and is a predicted model, not a curated record. Lineage: Eukaryota; Metazoa; Arthropoda; Arachnida; Ixodida; Argasidae. The coding region runs from base 278 to 2989 and encodes 903 amino acids.